AUACCACAAGAGAAGAAAGCUUAAGAAUACCAAGAGCUGACUACAAUAAAGAAGAGGAGCCUAGAGAAAGAAAGAAUGAAGAAGAAGCAAAACCACAAAGUAUAGAAGCAACAUUAAUAGAGAUCCUAAGAAGGUUGGAGAAUUUGGAGUGA
Ambispora leptoticha is the source of this 152-nucleotide messenger RNA. Lineage: Eukaryota; Fungi; Glomeromycota; Glomeromycetes; Archaeosporales; Ambisporaceae. The record is from the annotation of a GenBank genome assembly.